AUGUCACUCAAUCAAGAAGAAAAUUGUUAUUGUGAUCCAACAAUACCAUCUAUAGGUUGUAAUAGAGUAGGAUGUUUAUCAAUUGCAAUAGUAUUCUUAAUAUUAUUCUUGGUACCAUUUGGAGUUUGUGUAUAUCGCAUUGGAUACAGCUUCAAGACCAAAGCAAAGAAUAAUUGGUCUUUAAUAUCACAUAUAUUUAUAAUGGUCACAUGUUUCUGUAGGAUAGUGCGUUCUGCAUUACAGAUAAAGGAGAAUGAUAAUGCGGUGUUGAUGGCAUUGUUAUAUAUUGUACCAAUAUGUUUAUUGAUAGCAUCGUAUUUGAAUACUUUAUACGUUUGGAUCAAGAUCAUAUAUCAUAUCAACUUCUCAAAGAUUGUCGCCAGAAUAUUUCCAGCAAUGGGAUGGUUCCUUAUAUGUUACCAAGUAGUCCUAUUCGUCCUAUUCUUAAUUGGAUGUAUAGUAUAUUGGGCACCAAUCGCUACCAAUAUUGUAUUCCUAAUAUAUCUAGUCAGUGGAGC
Molecule: messenger RNA, 518 nt
Organism: Acytostelium subglobosum LB1
Lineage: Eukaryota; Evosea; Eumycetozoa; Acytosteliales; Acytosteliaceae
Exons: 2
Source: RefSeq, a predicted model, not a curated record